CAAAACUCACCGCGCCAGCAGAACGAGACCAAUCCAGUGCAGUCAUAUAACCUACAUCUUUGGUACCAACAAAGGCCACACAUGUACAAAUAGCGUAAAUUGUAGUUAUGAUGUCCACUUCAGAGCAUUAAUAACUAAAUCGUUGUUACAUCCUGUUAUCCAAGAGUGGACUGACCGGGCAAUCUUUUGUGGCAAAUCUAUUGAAGGGAUAAACGUGGGAUAUAAUGCCAAGAAAAGCAGGUUACAGGCAAAACGUGGAAUCCAAGACAACUGACCAUGCCAUGCCCAAGGAAACUGCAGUAAGGUCCAGAAAAAGAAAAGCAGAUGUUGCCAUUCAUUUGCAAGACCCGGAUGAAGAAUUGGCAGAGAUGACGAAAAAGAAGUCAUGUGGAUCUCUGAACUGCUGGAAUCAGGACACAGGUUUUACAAGCUUGUGUAGACGCAUCCCCUCGCCUGACCACGGAGUCGAUCGACCGGUUGCUUUGAGUGCCACUGGGUUUGCUGCUCAGUACACUUUCAAAAACAUAUUUUUCACGCCCACCCGGUCCUCCCCUCUUCCCGUGCUAUGCUGGGCGAGCAAAGAUGAUGUAUGGAACAACCUGUUGAAGAAAGACAAGACAUAUUCCCGAGACAUCCACAUGAUGGAGAAACACCCACACCUCCAGCCCAAGAUGAGGGCUAUUCUUCUGGACUGGCUAAUGGAGGUGUGUGAGGUUUACAAGCUACACAGGGAGACGUUCUACCUGGCUCAGGAUUACAUUGACCGGUUCUUGGCCACCCAGGCCAACGUGUUCAAGUCAACACUACAGCUCAUCGGCAUCGCUGCUCUGUUCAUAGCGGCCAAGGUGGAGGAGAUCUACCCUCCGAAGGUGCACCAGUUUGCCUACGUCACUGAUGGCGCCUGCACCGAGGAUGAGAUCUUAAGCAUGGAGCUGAUCGUUAUGAAGGAGCUGAACUGGAGCCUGUGUCCCCUGACGCCGGUGUCCUGGCUCAACAUCUACAUGCAGGUGGCCUACCUGAAAGAGUCUGACCAGGUGCUCGUCCCACAGUACCCGCAAGCUACGUUUGUGCAGAUUGCAGAGCUCCUGGACCUGUGCAUGUUGGAUGUGAAAUGCUUGGAGUUCCCGUACGGGGUGCUGGCCGCCUCAGCCCUCUUCCAUUUCUCCUCGUUGGAGCUGGUGGCCAAGGUUUCAGCUCUGAAGUGGUCCGACGUUGAGGAGUGUGUGAGGUGGAUGGUGCCCUACGCCAUGUCCAUCAGGGAAGUGGGCAGCUCCGCCCUGAAGACCUUCAAAGGGGUCACAGCUGACGAUGCCCACAACAUCCAGACCCACGCCGCCUACCUUGACUGGAUGGUCAAGGCGGGCUCCUACCCACAAGAGGAUGUCGAUCGUAGCCGGAGUUCCCCUGUGCCAUCCGGGGUGCUCACACCACCCCCCAGUAGCGAGAAACCGGAGGCCUCCGUGUCCUGAUCUUCCCCCUGUGGGUUAGUAUGGGUACCGGCUGGAGAAAUUGCAAGUCUGGACGAAAACAUGGCAACUUGGGAGAGUACAUCGGCAUUACACCCACCAGUGCUGUCAGUAAUUUUGUAUGCGUGCAGGGUUUAUUCCAUGGCUCUUUUUUGUGCUGAAUUGGAUGUUUCUUUUGGUAUCUCUGCGUUUUGAGUGACAGUUUUAAUUGGGAUUAUGCCAAGCUGAACCACCUGCCAAAAACCCAGAGCUGUCAGUGGUUCUGAGUGCUGCUAAAGAUGGUGGACUUGGAUUGACGCAGGAACCGAGGACUGAUAUGGGAGUGUGCAGCUCACUCAUGCCAUUUUGAGAGAGUGAAUACUGCCAGGUUUGUUUUCCGGACUGGUAGCUCAGCUGCCAAAAUGGACAAGUGGAACUGCCUGCUUCAGAAGCUGAAAAUGGAUUGUAUUUAAAAUUUUAACUCAACUUUAUUUGUUCUAUCCCGAGAUGAGGGAGGGGGGGUGGUCUUACCAAAAUGAAUGAUUUGUUUUGAGAUCAGAUGCUGCUACUUCAUAUCUUAUUUUUUAAAUAAAGUCACUGUCCCAGACAGCUUUUAUGUUUUACAA
Molecule: messenger RNA, 2071 nt
Organism: Esox lucius (northern pike)
Lineage: Eukaryota; Metazoa; Chordata; Actinopteri; Esociformes; Esocidae
Gene: ccne1
Product: cyclin E1
Exons: 12
Coding region: 225-1469 (414 amino acids)
Biological process (GO): G1/S transition of mitotic cell cycle; regulation of cyclin-dependent protein serine/threonine kinase activity
Cellular component (GO): cyclin E1-CDK2 complex; cytoplasm; nucleus
Molecular function (GO): cyclin-dependent protein serine/threonine kinase regulator activity
Source: RefSeq, a predicted model, not a curated record